AUGGCGCUCCAGAGCUGCCACCACCACGACGACUGCCGCGUAGCCCCUCCGUCUCUCCCGGACUGGGGCUGGGAGUGGGAGUGGGACUGGGAGGAGCUGGUGCGCUGCCAGCUCGGCGACGCCGCCCGGGACGGCAUUCAUGGCGCCCUCCCGGCCUUGCCCUCGUUAGGUGGCGGGGAGGAGGAGUCGCCGGUGUCGUCGUCGGAGGCGUCAAGCGGCGGAGGCGGAUACUUGGAGGACGCCGUCGCGCAGUGGGGCGACCGGAGCAAGCGGCAGAGGACGGCGGCGGCAGAGGGUCCGCCGCGGUGCCCGGCCAUGGCGAGCGAGGACCUGCAGUGCCUUCUUCAGAGCUUCUGGGAUCCCAGCAGCGGCGAGGGAGCCCUCCUCCAUGAUCUCAACACCAUGACCCCGGCCCCGGAGACCAGCGGCUUUCUCUCAGAGGAGGGCGCCGCAUCGGGCAGGGGGCAGCGGCAGGGUGGGGAGGGGGGCCGGAGCGCGGCAGCGGGGCAGGGCGGGGGCGGGGGAGAAGCGGCGGCAGGGCCCCCUCCGCCCUUCUCCGCCACGGCUGCUGCUCCCCGGCCACCGCUGCAAAAGGCAACUACAGGGAGCGGCAGCGGCAAUUACUGCGAGCCGGCGACCUCCUCGUCCUGCUCCUCGCUCGCAGGGAGGAGGAAGGAGGGGGUGCUGUACCCGUUCGCCGUGGUGAAGCCGCUGGUGCUAGACGGCGACACGCUGAAAGAUGUUAACCGGAGGAUCCUGAAGCGGCCGGCGAGGCCGGUCCGGCACCCCGUCGGCCAGUUCGCGUGCGGCCCCGUCGUGUCGUCCACUAACCGGCCGGGUCUGUCCGGGAAGGCGGUCGUCAGCCUCACCAAGAUCAGGACCGGAGGGAAGGGCACCAUCACCAUCAUCAGGACUAGAGGCUAG
Messenger RNA from Triticum turgidum subsp. durum (durum wheat), 924 nucleotides. NCBI's taxonomy places the organism in Eukaryota, Viridiplantae, Streptophyta, Magnoliopsida, Poales, Poaceae. The record is from the annotation of a GenBank genome assembly.